AUGGCCAUGAUCAGGAAGAAUCCUGUGAAGUACUUUGUGGUUGACGCAUUCACUGAGUCAGCCUUUAAGGGGAACCAAGCAGCAGUGUGCUUUCUUGAACAAGAGCAUGAGAGAGACGACGUGUGGCUUCAGUCUCUUGCCGCCGAGUUUAACCUUCCGUUGACUUGUUUCCUUAUUCCCUUCACCGGUGGUUCACCCCAGUAG
Microthlaspi erraticum is the source of this 204-nucleotide messenger RNA. The record is from the annotation of a GenBank genome assembly. Lineage: Eukaryota; Viridiplantae; Streptophyta; Magnoliopsida; Brassicales; Brassicaceae.